CGUGGAUCCGAUUUAAAUCGGCUAAGAAGACAAAACUAAGAGGGGAACCGACAGCGUCCGUACAUUUUCUGCCACCUUCCCAUAGCGAAUCCUACGAUGACACCAUUCUUGACCAUCGUCUUCAUUUUUCUUCCCUCCUUGGUGUCUGGUAUAUUUGAAUGCCCCACGCAAUCCAUACGACCCUGCAAGUGCACGAUAGAUUCGAUGAACAAUGUGAAAGUUGAUUGUUCGGAUGCAACCUUUGAUUAUGAGAUUCAAUCAGCACUGGGGGUGACGUCAUGGCCUUCCAAUGUGCCCUGGCAAAUUCCAGAAAGUAGGUCGAUAGACCUCAGCUCGGGAUACUUCACGUCAGUCCCAGCCUUCAAGAGCGACAGCCUGGAAGAACUCCACCUCAGUCAGAAUACAAUCAAGAAUGUGGAGUUCGACAAAUGGGCAACUCCCAAAUUGAGGAUCCUCAACCUCAUGAGCAAUUCCUUGACGUCAGUGCCAGCAUUCAAGAGCGACAGCCUGGAAGAACUCGACCUCAGUCAUAAUAAAAUCACAAAUGUGGAGUUCGACAAAUGGGCAACUCCCAAAUUGAGGAUCCUCAAGCUCUUGAGCAAUUCCUUGACGUCAGUCCCAGCUUUGAAGAGCGACAGCCUGGAAGAACUCGACCUCAGUUAUAAUCAAAUCACAAAUGUGGAGUUCGACAAAUGGGCAACUCCCAAAUUGAGGAUCCUCAAGCUCUUUAUCAAUUCCUUGACGUCAGUCCCAGCUUUCAAGAGCGACAGCCUGGAAGAACUCAAUCUCAUUGGCAAUAAAAUCACGAAUGUGGACUUCGACAAAUUGGCAACUCCCAAAUUGAGGACACUUAUUCUCUCUGUUAAUUCCUUGACGUCAGUAUCAGCCUUCAAGAGCGACAGCCUGGAAGAACUCAAUCUCAUUGGCAAUAAAAUCACGAAUGUGGAGUUCGACAAAUGGGCAACUCCCAAAUUGAGGUUCCUCGGCCUCUCCUUUAAUUCCUUGACGUCAGUCCCAGUCUUCAAAAGCGGUAGUCUUUCGGCACACACGAAAGUGCACAUGGAUCGUAAUUGGAUAGCUAAGAUUGACGGGCGAGUCCUUCACCUGAUUCUGAAGGAACUCUCUCAGGGAGAUGGUUUUCUCUACCUAGAUGGUGGGAAAUACCUCAUCAGGAGUAAAGUGAACUACUCUUGUGAGGAGUAUCAUAUUCUGAGGGGCCCACGUAUUCGAAUAUGUGGAGCGAAGCAGAAGUGGUCAGGACCUGACCCCUUCUGUGAACCUGAAUGUGGGACACUGAAAAAUGUUCCUGGACCAGCUUCACCCCUGAUUAAGGGUGGGAUAAUGGCUGAGCCUGGAAAGUGGCCAUGGCAAGCUGCCAUCUAUGAUAAGCAAUACAAGGAAAUAUUAUGUGGAGGUGCUCUUAUUGGAGAACGAUGGGUUCUCACGGCAGCACAUUGCGUCGUGGAAGGGACAGUCAGAGGUGUUAACGAUUUCUUCGUCUAUCUCGGCAAGCACUAUCGAGAUGUGUUAAGGGACGAUGAGUUAGUCCAGAAGAAAGAGGUGACUCUCAUCAUUCCCCACCCCGAUUAUGAUGCUCAGCACUAUAAUUCGGACAUAGCACUUCUGAAACUCACGGAGCCGGCCAAUUUCACGGAUCGGGUUCAGUUGGUUUGCCUCCCAACCCAUUCCGAUCUGACUGAGGUCAAUCUACAAGGAGGAAGUCAAGGAUGGGUGGCCGGUUGGGGUCAUGAUGCCUCAAAUGAAGGAACGGAUGUUUUGAGGCAUAUAAAACUUUCUGUCAUAUCCAAUGAAAAAUGUCUCAAUGAUUCCUCUUUUGUCACAAGCAAUCCUCUUACGAACAUCACCGAAAACAUGUUUUGUGCAGGAGACAGCAGUGUGGCCUCGGCUAAUGGGAGGAGAGAGUAUAAAACGGUGUGUCCUGGGGACUCGGGAGGUCCAUUGGUUUUCACCUCGGAUCGUGGGGUGAGACGCAAGUGGUUUGUAGAAGGAAUUGUCAGUCACAUCUACGUAAAUUCAACACAGGAGUGCUCCAAUUAUCAUCCAGGGCAGUAUGGCAUAUACACUAGAGUCAAAAAGUUUGUUGACUGGAUCGAGGAGAGCAUAUCGAUGUAUUCAGAAUGAAAGUCCAUGUCCUUCUUCUUAGCACUCCUCUACAAAUUUCUCAGGU
Darwinula stevensoni is the source of this 2188-nucleotide messenger RNA. NCBI's taxonomy places the organism in Eukaryota, Metazoa, Arthropoda, Ostracoda, Podocopida, Darwinulidae. The record is from the annotation of a GenBank genome assembly.